This is a messenger RNA of Anisakis simplex (herring worm), 1245 nucleotides long. Lineage: Eukaryota; Metazoa; Nematoda; Chromadorea; Rhabditida; Anisakidae. The record is from the annotation of a GenBank genome assembly.
AUGAGUUCAGGAGGACGGAGCGAGAAAUUGACAAGGAACGGUGAAGAUGAGGAGAUAUCAGCUCUAGCAAUUGCAUAUCAUCAGCAUCAUCAGAUCACUUCAUCACAUCACAACAACAAAACCAUUUACCGUGCUGGCACACACUCGUGUUGUGCUGCAGUGGAUGGUUAUCAUCACAGACAAUCGUCAAAUCACAGCCACAACCGUUCCGUUCCAUUCAGCUCGCACUCCAGACCGAUCAAGUCAGUUCGUAGAAACGAGUUAGGUAACGGCAGUAGCAUCAACACAUCACGACGCCAUCAUCAAACGUCAGAGUAUGGUAGCUGUGAUCCGUCGCCAAAUAAUCGUCGGAUUUACGACCGAGAGCUGGAUGAUUCCGACGUGGAUACGUGGAGUUCAGAACAUCUCAUUCGAGUAAAAUUUAACGUUUUACGCAUCGAUUUGAAAACAACAAUUGACUUCGAAUUGAUGAUUAAAAAUUUCAUUAUUGACUGCCAAAGGCAAUAUUCACUUCAAAUUUUAAAGGAAUUGAGAAUGGAACUUCACGUAGCAAAUGAUCGUAAAAGCUAUUAUAAAGAUUUAUACAAACGAGAACGUCAAGAUCGGCUGAGGGAUCGUGAAUUACGCGAUUUGGUUGAGAAAAAACUUAUGGACGAUCUAAGAACCAAAGAACUGGAGUGUGCCAAUCAUAUUAUACAUAUUAAAAAAUUGGAGCAGAGCACAAAAACGGCAUUUGAGAAUCGACAAUUUGAAUUGAAAAUUAAAUGUGACGAUUAUCAGGAACUUGAACGGCAUUCAACGUCGAUGAGAGAAUCAGCUUUUCGAGUUGCGCAACAUUACUGCACACCGUCCACGUCGAAUACCACAUCAACAAUGGCUGGUGCGGGUGAGGCACUUUCAAGUACAUCUGAGUUGUUUGCGAUUCGAAGUGCAUAUGAAAUGACGAACUGCGAGAGCCGUUGUGAACUGCCAGACGAAACGAAAGUAUUCAGACAACCUGAUGAGCUUUCGUUGGAACUGCCGAGAAAUGGUUGUGGCUUAGCAGACUUAUCGCUCGUCGUUUCACUGCAGCCAACAAGCAUGAACAACCCUUCAUCACAAGAUGCAACCGUUCUCGAGGAAGAUAAGCAGUCUGAUAAUGGAUAUGGCACCACAUCAGAAUGUGCUUCUGAAAUCAGAUCCAUUCGUCGUGUCUGUAGCGACUCACAACUAUCAUCAAUGCGGCGAACAAUAUUCAGUACAUAA